AGGUCGUCUUCUUCUUUUUGUCGAUUCUAGGUCUUCCUCUUCGCUCUCUGUACUUCCUCCUCUCAGAAUUAGAAACCCUCAUGGAUUCGCAUACCAACGACCCUAACCUCGACGGCGAAGCUCACGACAUUAACGGGCCAGACCACCGGCACGAGCCGGCGGAGGAUGACGACUACAGCAGGUCCCAGCCUCACACUGGCGACGGCGCCAGUCCCGGGAAAAUCUUUAUAGGGGGUCUGGCAAGAGAGACUACCACAGCGCAAUUUAUAAAGCAUUUUGGUGCGUACGGUGAGAUUAUAGAUUCGGUGAUAAUGAAGGACCGGAAGACGGGCCAACCCCGUGGUUUCGGGUUUGUGACGUACGCAGACCCUUCUGUGGUUGAUAAAGUCAUUGAGGAUGCUCAUGUUAUCAAUGGCAAACAAGUCGAAAUCAAGCGAACAAUACCCCGGGGAGCAAUGGGUUCUAAGGAUUUCAAGACCAAGAAGAUUUUUGUGGGUGGAAUUCCAACAACUGUAAAUGAAGAGGAGUUUAGCGACUUCUUUUCACAGUACGGAGAGGUCAAGGAACAUCAGAUUAUGCGGGACCACUCCACUGGUCGCUCCCGUGGAUUUGGAUUUGUUACCUUUGACACAGAGCAAGCAGUGGAUGAACUCUUGGACAAGGGGAACAAGCUUGAGUUUGCUGGAGCUCAGGUAGAGAUAAAAAAGGCUGAGCCAAAGAAGCCAAACCAACCUGCACCACCAUCAAAACGUUAUAAUGAUUCUAGACCUGCAUAUGGUGGUGGGUAUGGAGAAAGCUAUGGUGGAUUUGGAGGUAGCAGUUAUGGUGGUGCUGGUGGUUAUAGGUCAGCUGCUGCUUAUGGUGGUAGAGGCAGUGCUUAUGGAGGAUAUGGUGGCAGUGAAUUUGGCGGAUAUGGAGUAUAUGGUGGCGGCGGUGGUAUAGGGGCUUAUAGGGGAGAAUCUUCCAUAGGAUAUUCAGGCCGUUAUGGAGGAGCCUAUAGCAGGGGUUACGAUAUGGGAGGUGGUUAUGGUGGAGCUGGUGAGAGUUAUGGGGGAUAUGGAGGUGCUGGCGGGGCAGCUGCUGGUGGUGGUGGUUAUGGGAGUGGCUAUGAUGCAGGUUUUGGAGGUGGUUAUGGGGGGGGCUAUGGAGGUGGUAGUGGAGCUUCCUUUUACGGUAGUCGAGGAGGGGGAUAUGGCGGUGCAGGUAGUGGCCGAUAUCAUCCAUAUGGGAGGUAGAAGGGUCUGUUGUAUUUUAGGAUGAAAGAAGUC
Molecule: messenger RNA, 1268 nt
Organism: Pyrus x bretschneideri (Chinese white pear)
Lineage: Eukaryota; Viridiplantae; Streptophyta; Magnoliopsida; Rosales; Rosaceae
Product: heterogeneous nuclear ribonucleoprotein 1
Exons: 6
Coding region: 81-1235 (384 amino acids)
Biological process (GO): regulation of gene expression
Cellular component (GO): nucleoplasm
Molecular function (GO): RNA binding
Source: RefSeq, a predicted model, not a curated record